Molecule: messenger RNA, 936 nt
Organism: Racocetra persica
Lineage: Eukaryota; Fungi; Glomeromycota; Glomeromycetes; Diversisporales; Gigasporaceae
Source: the annotation of a GenBank genome assembly
AAAUUAAGAGAUAAUUAUGAUUUGCUAGCCGUAGAGAAAUUAAGAACCAGAAAAAUCAUGGAAAAAAGCCAAGCACAAAAUCCGUGGUAUUCAGCCAAAAGUCUCCAUGAUGCUAGUUUGAGUUUCUUUUUGCUAGCACUCGCCCACAAAGUGGAAGAAACUGGUGGGCGAUUGGUAAAAGUUAAUCCGGCUUAUACUAGCCAAAGAUGUAGCAAUUGCCAACAAUUAGCCAGUCAAAAGUUAGAAUUAAGUGAUAGGGUUUUUGUUUGUGCUUGGUGUAAGUAUAAAGAGGAUAGAGAUAUCAAUGCGGCUAAAAAUAUCUUAUACCAAGCCCAAAUAACGGAUUCACUGAACCAAAAACCAUUAUAUAUGCUGAUUAAGAAGAAAAAAAUCCGUAAUUUUUCAAUUAUCGCUCAUAUCGACCAUGGCAAAUCUACUUUGGCUGACCGUUUGCUCGAAAAAACUAACCUCAAAGGGAGCAAUAAGUCUUUGGAAAGAGUGCUCGACAGCCUUUCAUUAGAACAAGAAAAAGGGAUUACUAUUAAAUUAAAUGCAGUCCAACUAUAUUAUCCACCAGAAAGCCCCGAACCUUAUAUUUUUAACUUGAUUGACACGCCGGGACAUGUGGAUUUUAUGUAUGAAGUAUCUCGCUCGUUGGCGGCUUGCGAGGGAGUGAUUUUAUUAGUAGACGCUACCAAAGGCAUUCAAGCCCAAACACUGGCUUAUUAUGAAAUUGCGAAAAAACUUAAUCUAAAAAUCUUGCCAACAAUUAAUAAAAUUGAUUUGCCCCACGCUCAAUUAGAAACUACUAAAAAUCAACUUAUUGAACUUCUGAACUGUCAAGAGAAUGAUAUUUGUCUAAUUUCGGCCAAAACGGGAAAAAAUAUUGACUUGUUGCUAGAAAAAAUUAUUGCUGACAUUCCGCCUCCACAGUAA